AGAGCGUGUGAGUGCGAAGUAAACGGAUCACAGAGAUCACAUUUAUAAAGCAUUGCCACCGUCAGCGAUACAAAUCAGUCGGUCUAAGAACGUUUCUGCAACGAGAACCGUCCGUUGUAACACAACGCCAUAGUAAAACGCACGUCACGCACUUCUUUUAGAAUAGUAGAUAGAGCAAAGUUUUGUCUCAAGCAUUAUUGUUUCGGUUUUUGAUUUUCAAUUGUUAAAAAAUACAAAAAAAAGUGUGUGUGAUUACCAAAAAAAAAAAUUGAUAAUUUUAAAAAAUUUAAUAACUGUGCUGUAAUUUCUCCCCGUCCUCCCCCCGGCAACCUUCAAUUCAAUCUUUUUGGAAGAGACGAGAGAAGCCCAAGUGUGUCUACCGCCAAGGAAUUUCGGAAAAUAGAGCAAAACACAUAAUGAAUUUUUCUUUUCGUAGAAAGAAUUUUGUGAUGUGUUAAAAAUAAAGUUUGCCGUUUUUUGUUUUAAUUUCUUUUUGUGUGCUGCUUUUUUUAAUUUUCUUAUAAAACAAAAACAACACACACAAUUAAAAAAACACACAAAAUUAAAAAAAAAAGUGUAUCUCAAUUCGCGCAAGGCACACCUCAGAAAGUGAAUUAUUGUGCUGAAUGUUUCUUUUAAUGUGGCUAAAAAAACGAAAUUUGGAAUUUUGUUAAAUAAUAAAGAAAAACUAUACACAAAUAAAAUUCCCUAAUGCAGUUGUUGGAAAAAUUUAUUUAAAUAUGAAAUAUUAACAUAAACUCUACGCAACGAUUCGCCGCGUUAACGACGAAUUAUAACAACACUCCGUUUACCUGGCAUAAAGCCCCACCUCCACCCCCAAGAAAGCAGUUAUCUUAUUCUCCUACCCGCCCAACGUUACAUCAGCCCCCAAGCAUUCACAAUGUCACAGCCAAAGACUAAUUUAGUCAAAAAUCGUCGUUACGAUCAGGGACCCCUUAUCGGCAGCCGUCACAUACAAUGCUUCCUGUGCUUUUGUUGCCUCUCACUGUGCUAUGCGCUGAGAGUAAAUUUGAGUGUGGCCAUUGUGGCCAUGACAGCCAACAAUAACUCAACGGAAGACGAUGAUGAUGAUAAUGAUUUCGAGACUUUCGAUUGGGAUGCUGGCACCCGUUCCUAUCUGCUGAGCAGCUUCUUUUGGGGCUACAUAGUUACCCAGAUACCAGGUGGUCAUAUAGCCCAGAAAUAUGGUGCCAAAACCCUGCUGCUUAUUGGUGUUACACUGUGCUCUUUACUUACCCUCUUAACGCCUUUGGCAGCCGACAUAGGUGGCUGGCAGCUGCUGUUUGCGUUGCGUGUCGUCCAGGGUCUGUUACAGGGCGCCGUUCAUCCUGCCACCCAUGCCAUGUUGGCCAAAUGGGCCCCCGUGGAGGAACGUGGUACUUUGGGCACCUUCUGCUAUUCGGGCUCACAAUUUGGCACUGUUGUCAUGCUGGCCGUUAGUGGUUACAUAGCCGAUUCUGCAGCCGGCUGGCCCGGAAUUUUCUACAUCUCAGGAGCCAUGGGUUUUGUGUGGGCCAUUUGUUGGUUUUUCUUUGCCGCCAGUACGCCAGCGGAACACAAAAGCAUCUCGCCCGAAGAAAAGAAAAUGAUUGAAAACUCUUUGGGUCAAGUGGAUAGUACGCCCAAGGUUAAUGCCCCCACACCCUGGGGAAAGAUCUUCACAUCGCCUCCCUUCAUUUCUUUGAUAAUUGUGCACUGCACUCACAUGUGGGGCUUUUGGACGUUGCUGACUCAAAUUCCCAGCUAUAUGAAGGACAUCAUGGGUGUCGAUAUUAAGAACAGUGCUUUGUUGUCCUCGCUGCCGUAUGCCGUUAUGCUGUUGCUGUCAUUCUUCUUCAUAUAUCUGUCAAAGCUUUUGGCCAAAAAGGAAAGCAUUUCCUUAUCGUUUAGCCGUAAAUUCUUCAAUUCCAUUGGUCAUUGGAUUCCGAUGAUUUCACUAAUCGCCUUGGGCUAUGUUGACAAGGAUCACGCUACACUUGCUGUGAUUUUGCUUACGCUGACGGUGGGCAUUAGUGCAGCCACAUAUUUGGGCUUCCAGGUGAAUCACAUUGAUUUGUCACCCAACUAUGCGGGCACUCUGAUGGGCAUUACAAAUGGUUCGGCGAAUGUGAUGAGUGCCUUGGCGCCCCUGGCCGUGGGAAUGGUGGUAACAGAUGUGACCAAUGUCAUGCAAUGGCGCAUGGUGUUCUUCAUAGCCGCUGGUUUCUAUUUCAUUGGAAAUCUUCUAUUUGUGAUAUUGGGCAAAACUAAUGUACAAAGUUGGAAUUCGCCCGAGGAUGCUUUGGCCAAGCGCUUGAGCGUCAUUGAUCCCGAGACACCGGCACUUUUAACGAAUGGCGAAGUGAAACCGGUCAUUGUCAAAGAAAAUGGCAGCCCACAAUAACGCCUAAAUGAGGGAGUUGGCGAAACCCUAGCACUCCAAGAACUCAACAUCGUCCUUCAUCAGCCUCAGCAACAGCCGUCGCCUCAUUAUCCUCAUCAGAACAACAGUAACCCACAAAUAUCCAUAUUGUAUAUGAAUAAGCGUACUGAAGACCUCCUUAAACGAUAAGCGUAGUUAAAGCCAUUAUAUAUUUUAAAACAAUUUAAUUAAAAAAAAGAAAAGAAAUAUUAUUUAAAAACAAAAAAAAAAAACUUUAGCCUGUAAGCAUUGAAUAGUUUUAUAAGGGCAAAAGAUUUAUAAAGUAAAUAAUAAGAGAACAAAAUGCAAAUAAAUUUUUUUUACGAUACAAUUUGCAUUUAAGCAUCACGAAAACAGAAUUGUUGUUGUUACUUCAAAAGAACAGAAAAACAAGAAAAGGGCAUUUAUGAAAUUUUUAUUUUUUUUUACUAUUAUUUUUUUAAUUAUGUUGCAAAAUAUUUUGUUGUUUAUGAUUUUUUUUUAUAAAAAAAGAGAAAUUGAGCUUCCAUUAGUUGUAAUUAUAAGCGAACGCAUAUGCCACACAAUUCCUUAAAUCAUUUUCUAGUUUUUUUAUGGUUUAUUUAUUUUGCCAAAAGAAGAAGAAAAAAUGUCCUUUAACAGUAUUUCAUAAACAAAAUGGAAGGAAAAAUCCUCAGACAUCUCCCCCAAGAAAAUGCAAAACAAACAAAAUCCUUGUUUAUAUAUAAACGGACGAUAUUUUAUUAAAAACCCCCAAUGAAAGAGAAGAAACUUUUCUAUUGGGUUGCCCAAAAAGUAAUUGCGGAUUUUUAAAAAGAAAGUAAAUGCAUUUUUAAUAAAACUAGAAUGAACUUUAAUCAAAUAUACUUUUUUUACACUUUUUUUCUAAAGCUAAAGGUAACAGCUGAUAACUGACAGAAGAAAGAAUGCAAAUACAGAGUCACAAGCUGUGAAAAAAUUUGUCAACGCCGACUAUAUGAAAAAUCCGCAAUAACUUUUUGGGCAACCCAAUAUAUACAUAAUUUUAUUUUUUAUUUUAUUAUUUGCGUUUGUACUUUAAUUAUUGUAUAAUUUAAGUGUAUAUAAAUGCGCUAAUUGUUAAGUAAAUUAUUUGAAAAUAAAAACCAAAACCCUAAUUUAUAGUGGUAAACAUAUCCCCCCCUCACUUACCACCUACCACAUAGAAAAAAAUAAAGAAAACUUUGCCACAAUUAAAAUAAAACCAUUAUUCUAAUAUUUAAAUGUGCCUUAAUAGUCAUAAA
Stomoxys calcitrans (stable fly) is the source of this 3663-nucleotide messenger RNA. Its product is annotated as putative inorganic phosphate cotransporter. The coding region runs from base 902 to 2404 and encodes 500 amino acids. Gene Ontology annotation, cellular component: plasma membrane. Gene Ontology annotation, molecular function: transmembrane transporter activity. The transcript has 4 exons. Lineage: Eukaryota; Metazoa; Arthropoda; Insecta; Diptera; Muscidae. Gene Ontology annotation, biological process: monoatomic anion transport; transmembrane transport. The record is from RefSeq and is a predicted model, not a curated record.